This is a messenger RNA of Protopolystoma xenopodis, 417 nucleotides long. NCBI's taxonomy places the organism in Eukaryota, Metazoa, Platyhelminthes, Monogenea, Polystomatidea, Polystomatidae. The record is from the annotation of a GenBank genome assembly.
AUGAAGUGCCUCGGUAAACAGGGCCUGUUUAGUGCCACUCCUGAAGUCAUUGCCUUCCAUCAAGCACUACGCUUUCGUGCAGCCUUUCAGCCCAAUGAGGGUCAGGUGACCGUGAUGGAUGCGUUCUCGGGGAGUGGUUGCAACAGCAUACAGUUGGCGCUGGCUGGCUUCAAGGUGCUUGCACUGGAUCUAAAUCCCAAACGCAUUGAGAUGGCGCGCAGGAACGCCGCCGUGUAUGGAGUACAAAAUUCCAUCACGUUCAUUUGUGCCGACUUCUUUAAAUGGGCACGUGGUCGCUUGAACAACAAUAAUAGGAGUCUUGAAAGCGGUAAGAGGGCUACGAAGAAAAAUGCUAAUUUACUUUUAGCCACGAUGAACAUUUUUAUGUUUUUUGUCUGCAUGUACCUAGCAAAGUGA